CCGGCCCCGGCCCCGGCCCCGGCGAUCAAGACCGAGGGUGGCUAUUCCCCGCUAGAGCCAAGCGGGGCCAGCCAGCCGCUCUCCGUGGAGGCGCAGAGCGAUGCCAAGGAGCGUGCCCACAGCAGCGUGGACCCCGGAGCCCGGUGCCCGGAGCAGCCCAGGAAGUACCUGCAGAAGCCCCGGCAGGCGUGCUUGUACCUGCCCGAGGGGCCGGGGCUGGAGCCCAAGCCCCAGCUCUUCAAGGAGCCGUGCUACCCGCUGCCGGAGAGCCGGGGGCAGGAGCCGCCCCUGCUGAAGGAGCCCAUCUUCGCGGGGCUCCAGCCACACAUCGCGAUGCCUCGACUGAGCCCCUACACCGGCCCCGGGGAGCGCUUGAGCCAGCCGGCCCCCGAGAUCAAGGACUCGCUGCCGGACGCGGUGCUCACGGAGAGCGCGCUGGAGACCAAGGAGCCGGCAGCCCCCGCCCUAGGGCUGGCCCAGCCCUUCGGCCAGGUGGCCCCGGGGUUCGCCGCCCCGCUGCUGGGCCCCGGCAAGGCCCCGCUGCCCUGCGGCCGGCAGCCCUCGCCCGCCUGCUUCCCUGCUUUCGAGGGCGAGGCCUACGUCAAGCCGGCGCUGCCCAUGUUCGGCUCCUUCGGCUGCGCGGGCACCGACGCCCUGAGCGGGAACUACCAGUGCCGCGUGCAAGCGCUGAGCUUCUGCAUGAACGAGCGCCCGUGCAGCUCGGCCCUGGAGCACAUCCUCAGCUCGGCCCAGCCCGCGGCCCCCGGGGCGCCCGUGCAGCCGCCCGCCUUCCACCCGGCCCUCCAGCUGCCCGGGGACCAGAAGGAGGCCUGGUCCGGAGCCGCCUUCCCCCUGCAAGGGGGCAACGGCUACCACCUGGGGCUGCCCAAAUGCAUCUACCGGACACCGGGCAUGUUCUUCUUUGAGUGACGGGAGCCGGCUGUGCGAGAGAGACAGACGCCCCGCGUAAGUUAUUGCCUCCCGCUGGGGACGGCCCGGCAAAGCCCGCACGGACCCCGGCUGCCGGGGGCAUCCCUGGGGGUCCGGACACUGCCACCAACCCCUUUGCCCCAGCUUGUAUCCUAUGGGCCCGGGGACAGACUCGGUGCCAGCCUGCGGAAUAAAGCGCAUUCCCCCA
Molecule: messenger RNA, 1138 nt
Organism: Gavialis gangeticus (Gharial)
Lineage: Eukaryota; Metazoa; Chordata; Crocodylia; Gavialidae
Gene: FOXS1
Product: forkhead box S1
Exons: 1
Source: RefSeq, a predicted model, not a curated record